UGGCAGGCAGUUGACGCGCAACAAUUGUACGAUUCACGUGUUGUUUCCCUCAUAACGAUGAUGAUCAUGAUAUUGUCGCGCCUCCUUUGGUGAUCCUCGCGAAUGCCCACACACCACAGUUCUCUUACAUGUAGUAUAUAGCAUGCAUGGAUUUGUCGAAUCUACGGCCUAGCAAUCAAAAGAAGAUCAACACUCUCGUUGUCCUGUGUCACACUGAGCAAUUAACAAAUCCAAUCUAAAUAACAGUGGUUGUUGUUGUUGUUCUCGAGUUGGUGAGCUUCGAGCGGGGAUCAAAGAAGAGUUCUACUACGGCAUCCUCGUACCCUGAGGUCGCGCGGACGGCAAUCGAGACGUCGGACCGAGGGUACCCCAUGUUGGCGAGGUUACUGUUCGCCAUCACCCGCCUUGGGAGAUCCCCCAGGAAAAAACAACACAUCCACCUCGAUCUGUACUGAAGACAUAAAAACAUACGUUCACCAGUGUUCAGACACUUUUGAUUUUGUUUGCUCAUUGAAGAGGACAUUCGAAUCUUAAACUGUGCAGUGAUUUUCGUUUUUCCGGUAUCGUUUCUUUUUUUUCUCUCUUUAUUUCUUCAUUCGUUCGGAUUUUCCUCUACUACUGCUGCGAGUGACAAGGAUACGCGAAGAUGGAGAACGCGGAGAGGACCAACCUGAGGAAGCUCUCUUUCUUGGGUUUUGGUCGACGCACUGGAAAAAAUAACGAUGGAAACAGCGGGUCGAACAGCACGGACGUCUAUUUGGACGAGGAAUGUGCGAAAGUCUUCGCCAUGGAUACCGAACAUCGCGAUAAAUUCGACCUGAACAAAUUGCACGAAACUAACGUUUCCAACGAACCGAGGAACUAUGGGGAGAACGAGUACUCGUUGCAUCGCAAGAAGAGCUACCCACACAUGCACGCCCCGCUGAAGGUGUCGAAAUCGUCGAAACGUCGUUCGUCGUCCACGCACACGACGGCCACGGGGUCGCCGGCCGAGACGCCGUUGCCAGGGACGCCAUCCUCGACGACAGGACCUCCAUCGUCCUUCGCCACAGCCACCGCGACACCGAGUAGCUACCCAUCGCCGAUCCUCCAGGUCACCGAUUCGGAUACGGGAGUCGUCAGCUCCUUGACUAUUGUAGAUGACGAGAGCGGCAGCGAAUCCGAGGGUAUUCUAUCCGAUCCGUCUGGGUACAGGACCCACGAGUACUCUCCUGAGAAGAAGGUACAGUUUAUCUCCGGACGUAUCCCGGAGGACGGCAGCGUCGCCAACACCGAUGACAAGAAACAGAAGAAAAGCCGUCACCAUUAUCCGCACUACUCGAAGUUCCGCAAAUACUCGCUGCCCGAUGACCCGAGCCAGAGAAAGAGGCAUCAUCACCACCACCAUCACCAUCAUCACAAUGUGCUGGCCGAAGGUUUCAACAAGGGUCGCCGGAUCUCCACGCAGCCCGAAGACCUGCCUCUCGGAGAUCAGGACCGUGACCACCUGGACAGUCACAGGUCGGACGACCCGAGGGCUCUUCGCCGUCACCGCACGUCGAGACCCUCCAAUGCAUCCCUCGUGCACAUCGGAAGAGGGGAACAGCUUGCGGCCGGUUUCUUCAAGAAGAUGUACGACCACAGCCCUCACGCCAUCUUCGUGGAAUUGGACGAGAUAUUCGAGGAGCAGGACGAACGCGAGUGGAAGGAAACGGCUCGUUGGAUCAAGUACGAGGAGGACGUGGAGGAAGGUGUCGACAGGUGGGGUAAACCCCAUGUGGCCUCGCUGAGUUUCCACUCGCUUCUGAACCUGAGGAAGUGUCUCGAGGAUGGUCUCGUCUGUCUCGACAUGGAGGAACGAGAUCUGCCUGCUAUUGCGUACAGGAUCUCCGAGGAGCUCUACAAGGAAGAUCUGAUUAGGGAGGAGGACAAGGCGAAGAUCAUGCGGAUCCUAUUGCUCAGACACAGACACGUGAACGAGCACCACGACCAUAAGUUCAAGUUCUACAAGAAGCACAGCUACUCCUCCUUGCAGUCUUUGUGGUUUGAGGAUGCUGCUGGAUACGACGCUAUGAUGAUGGCACGUUGCUCGGUGUGCUCAGCACAGGGUUCCCUGUGUCCACCGCACAUGUUACCACGCCACUCUAUCAUCUCUUAUCACAAUUUGCAUGAUGGCGAAAAGAGAAAAUCUGCUGAUUUGGGAAACGGUUUGAAGAACGGCGGUCACUCCAUCGACGCAGACGGUAAACUGUUGCCUGGAGAUACUCAUGCCAUCGAUAUUAAGGAGGAACUGUAUACGGCCAGCACCGAGGAUCUGAAGAAGUUUCAAAACGAUACUAUUCUUAAGAGAAUUCCAGUGGGCGCUCAAGGUUCCAGCGUGCUCGUCGGUUCGGUAGACUUCCUGGAGCAGCCCGCUAUUGCCUUCAUCCGUUUGGCCGAGGGUGUAGUCAUUCCGUCUUUGAUCGAGGUGAACCUUCCUGUUAGGUUUAUCUUUUUGCUGCUCGGUCCCAGAGAGGCCAAACUGGAUUAUCACGAGGUGGGAAGAUCCAUUUCUACUUUGAUGGCAAAUCAACAGUUCCACAAUAUAGCCUACAGCGCCGAUAAUAGGAAAGCAUUGUUGUCGGCCAUAAACGACUUUCUGGACGAUAGUAUCGUUCUUCCGCCAGGCGAUUGGGAGAGACAGGCCCUUCUGCCUAUCGAAGAGAUCAAAGCUAAGAGUCAGGCAAUCCGUAAACGUAAAGAGAAUGCUUUAAAGAAGGUGCAUGGGGCCGAGAGCAAACCGUUGCUUUCAGCUGGCGGAGACGGAGAUGGCAAAAAACCACCAUUUCCGAAUCCUCUGGAGCGCACCAAAAAACCUUUUGGAGGUCUAAUCAAUGAUUUGCGUCGCAGAUUCCCAUUGUACAAGAGCGAUAUCGUGGAUGGUUUGAAUGCUCAAUGCUCGGCUGCAGCUAUUUUCAUGUACUUCGCUGCGUUAUCUGGUGCUAUCACAUUCGGUGGUCUGAUGAGCGACAAAACGGACAAUUACAUAGGGAUAUCUGAGACUCUGGUUGCGACGUCCGUAGCUGGCGUAAUAUUCGCUUUGUUUUCGGGACAACCAUUGGUUAUCGUCGGCAGUACAGGUCCAUUGUUACUCUUCGAUGAAAGUUUGUAUCAGUUUUGCAAAGCGAACGGAAUCGAAUACCUGACGACGCGCGUCUACAUUGGUAUAUGGCUUGGAAUCAUAGCGCUCUUUGUGGCCUCUCUAGAAGGAAGCGUCUUCGUUAAACUCUUCACCCGUUUCACCGAGGAAAUCUUCUCAGCUCUCAUCUCAUUGCUCUACAUUGUGGAGAGUGUGAUGAAGCUGGUGUUCGUCUUCGGAAAACAUCCCUUGAUGCAGGAAUACUGCGAUUCCGAUCUAAUGACCGGCCUAGCUGACAACUCUUUGCUCAAUGGUAAUUACACCGAAGACUCAUCGGAAAACUACACGGAGAUUGCGACAACUCAAUCAUCGAUGACGAUGGCCUACUUCAAACCCACCAACCAACCGAACACCGCCCUCUUCUGCACAAUCCUGGCCUUGGGCACCUUCGCCAUCGCCUACUACCUACGUCUGUUCAGAAACAGCCAGUUUUUGGGAAGGAAUGCUCGGAGAGCGUUGGGCGAUUUCGGCGUGCCAAUUGCUAUUGUGAUAAUGGUCGUCCUUGAUUAUAUGGUCCCCGAAACCUACACCGAGAAGUUGAGCGUUCCAGAAGGACUGUCACCAUCCAACCCGGAGGUGCGAGGAUGGCUCAUUGAUCCGAGCGGAAGCAACGAACCUUUCCCGCUUUGGGUAGUGGCUGCUGCAUGCAUUCCUGCAAUGCUCGUUUACAUCCUGCUCUUCAUGGAAACCCAUAUUUGCGAAUUGAUUAUGGAUAAGAAGGAGAGGAAACUGAAGAAGGGAAGCGGAUUCCACCUGGACAUCGUCCUCGUGUGUUUGAUCAACGUAGGUUGCGGUUUCCUCGGAACACCGUGGAUAUGCGCUGCCACCGUCCGUUCCGUGGCCCACAUUUCCGCCGUGACGGUGAUGUCCAGGACACAUGCACCUGGUGAGAAGCCACACAUCAUCGAAGUCAAGGAACAACGCGUCUCCGCUCUGACCGUGUCCAUCCUGGUGGGAUUAUCCGUGCUGAUGGCACCGCUCCUCAGGCUCGUACCCAUGUCCGUCCUCUUCGGGGUAUUCCUCUACAUGGGUGUCUCCUCGACGGACGGUAUCCAGUUCUUCGACCGCAUGAAGCUGUUCUUCAUGCCCGUGAAACAUCAUCCGCAGGCAUCGUACGUCAGAAGGGUGAAGACUGCCAAGAUGCAUCUGUUCACGUUCAUCCAGCUGAUGUGUCUGGUGGUGCUGUGGGUCGUGAAAUCCACGAAGGCCUCUCUAGCCUUCCCGUUUUUCCUCUUACUCAUGGUUCCAUUCAGGGCGCAACUCAAAUAUUUGUUCUCGCCGAUAGAACUCAGAGCUCUUGACGGGGACCAACCGGAUGUGGACGACGACGAACCUGACUUUUACGCGGAGGCUCCACUUCCUGGAUAACAAAAAAAAAA
Messenger RNA from Nicrophorus vespilloides, 4536 nucleotides. It is a transcript of the gene Ae2, whose product is annotated as band 3 anion transport protein. Gene Ontology annotation, molecular function: solute:inorganic anion antiporter activity; monoatomic anion transmembrane transporter activity. The record is from RefSeq and is a predicted model, not a curated record. Gene Ontology annotation, cellular component: plasma membrane. Gene Ontology annotation, biological process: transmembrane transport; regulation of intracellular pH; bicarbonate transport. Bases 647 to 4525 code for a protein of 1292 amino acids. Lineage: Eukaryota; Metazoa; Arthropoda; Insecta; Coleoptera; Silphidae. The transcript has 12 exons.